UGCCCGCAGGCCCCUGGCUGCCCCGACUACGCCAUGCUCUCCUUCAUGGGCGGCUUCCACGGGAGGACCCUGGGUUGCCUAGCUACAACUCACUCUAAAGCAAUUCACAAGUUGGACAUUCCAUCCCUGGAUUGGCCUAUUGCUCCAUUUCCAAGGCUAAAGUAUCCCCUGGAAGACUUUGUGAAGGAGAAUCAACAGGAAGAAGCCCGUUGUUUAGAGGAGGUGGAAGACCUGAUUGUAAAGUACAGGAAAAAGAAGAAGAUUGUGGCUGGAAUCAUUAUAGAACCAAUACAGUCAGAGGGGGGGGACAAUCAUGCUUCAGAUGACUUCUUCAGAAAGCUACGAGAUAUUGCCAGGAAGCACGGCUGCGCGUUCCUGGUGGAUGAGGUGCAGACAGGAGGUGGCUGCACAGGGAAGUUCUGGGCACAUGAACACUGGGGCCUGGACGACCCAGCUGAUGUGGUGACAUUCAGUAAGAAGAUGAUGACAGGAGGAUUUUUCCACAAAGAGGAGUUCAGGCCAAAUGCUCCCUAUCGGAUUUUCAAUACCUGGCUUGGAGAUCCAUCCAAGAACCUUAUGCUUGCUGAAGUCAUUAAGGUUAUUAAAACAGAAGACCUUCUAAACAAUGCAACCCAUGCUGGGAAAGCACUGCUGACUGGGCUGCUGGAUUUACAGGCUCGUUACCCCCAUCUCAUCAGCAGAGUGAGAGGGAGAGGAACGUUCUGUUCCUUUGACACUCCAAAUGAUGCGACUAGAAACAAGUUAAUUACAAUAGCCAGAAACAAAGGGGUUGUGCUGGGAGGCUGUGGUGACAGAUCCAUUCGUUUCCGUCCCACGCUGAUCUUCAAGGACCAUCACGCACACCUUUUCCUCAACAUCUUCAGUGACAUCUUGGCAAACUUCAAGUAAAAAGCAGUUCGUUGCACUGAACAGCUGAUUAUGAAAUUAGUUUGCAUUAAUUCAUGUCUUCUCUACUUACAAGAUAAGUGUAAAGUCAUAAACUGAGGUUUGUGUUGUCUGUAACCCUGCUCCAUGCCAGCUCGACCCCGGCAGAGCGCUGGUACUGGUCACCAGCAGGUCCCUCAGCCGUCCCACACUGUGCGUUCCUGCCAGCCCUGGCCCUCCAUCUUCUGGCUUGGGCCACGCUCACUGCAGA
Messenger RNA from Merops nubicus (carmine bee-eater), 1156 nucleotides. RefSeq names its product 4-aminobutyrate aminotransferase (gene ABAT). The annotation marks the transcript as partial. The record is from RefSeq and is a predicted model, not a curated record. NCBI's taxonomy places the organism in Eukaryota, Metazoa, Chordata, Aves, Coraciiformes, Meropidae. The transcript has 7 exons. Gene Ontology annotation, biological process: GABA catabolic process. Gene Ontology annotation, molecular function: pyridoxal phosphate binding. Gene Ontology annotation, cellular component: mitochondrion.